Messenger RNA from Penicillium oxalicum, 618 nucleotides. Its product is annotated as protein transporter TIM23. Gene Ontology annotation, molecular function: transmembrane protein transporter activity. Gene Ontology annotation, biological process: protein import into mitochondrial matrix. The transcript has 2 exons. The record is from RefSeq and is a predicted model, not a curated record. The coding region runs from base 1 to 618 and encodes 205 amino acids. NCBI's taxonomy places the organism in Eukaryota, Fungi, Ascomycota, Eurotiomycetes, Eurotiales, Aspergillaceae. Gene Ontology annotation, cellular component: TIM23 mitochondrial import inner membrane translocase complex; mitochondrial inner membrane.
AUGGCUAUCUGGGAUAACUUGAGCGGUCGUAAGGAGACUACGGCGCCCUCUCCGUAUGAUGCAUCGAAUGCGCAAGAUGCGACCUCAUUCUUGUCCGAAGUCGCCAUUCCCGACCCCAGUCAAUUGCAUCCCCUGGCUGGCUUGAAUCAAGAUACUCUCGAUUAUCUGACUCUCGAAGAUUCUGCUCUUGACUCUCUUCCCGGCUCUCGCUCCGUUCUGCCAUCUCGCGGCUGGUCCGACGACCUUUGCUAUGGUGCCGGCACUACGUACUUGGUCGCCUUGACUGUCGGUGGCGCAUGGGGUCUUGCGGAAGGAUUGAACAAAACACCAGUCACAGCUCCUCCCAAGAUUCGUCUGAACGGUGUACUGAACUCGAUCACCCGCCGUGGUCCCUUCCUGGGCAACUCCGCCGGUGUUGUGGCGAUGGUCUACAACGGGUUCAACUCGGCCAUCGGCUACGCUCGGGGCAAGCACGAUGCCGCUAACAGUGUUGCGGCGGGUGCCCUGAGUGGCAUGCUCUUUAAGAGCACGCGUGGUGUCAAACCCAUGAUGAUCUCUGGAGGCAUUGUAGCGUCCAUCGCGGGCGCAUGGGCUGUUACGCGCAAGGCUCUUUUCUAA